Messenger RNA from Pelodiscus sinensis (Chinese soft-shelled turtle), 2425 nucleotides. The record is from RefSeq and is a predicted model, not a curated record. Lineage: Eukaryota; Metazoa; Chordata; Testudines; Trionychidae.
AUGAUAUAUGAAUUGAAUUCUGCCAGGCUUGGCUAUAGGGCUUGCCGUGAAGGGCAAUGUGUUGCGGAAUUACAGACACGGGCACUGCCCUUGCCUCACCCUCCCCGCCAAACGCCCGAGACCAGUUUGGGGGCGUCUCUCUCGCCGGCCAAGGAGCCACAGGCUGCUUCCGGGGAAGUGGAAUGUGUACGCAGCCCCUCAGGGAUUAUCUUCUUUGUGCUCCCCACAGGCGAGAGUCUGAGUCCGAACCGCAGCGCUGCCAAGCGGAAGAAGAAGCAGAGGAGGAACCGCACCACAUUCAACAGCAGCCAGCUCCAGGCCCUGGAGAGAGUCUUCGAGCGGACACAUUACCCUGAUGCCUUUGUGCGGGAGGAGCUCGCGCGGAGGGUGAACCUCAGUGAGGCCAGAGUCCAGGUGUGGUUCCAGAACCGAAGGGCCAAGUUCCGCCGCAACGAGCGGGCGAUGCUGGCCAACAGGUCUGCAUCACUCCUCAAAUCCUAUAGCCAAGAAGCAGCCAUUGAGCAGCCCAUGGCUCCCAGGCCAACCGCCUUGAGCCCAGAGUAUCUCUCCUGGACCACCACAUCCCCAUACAGCACUGUGCCUUCCUACAGCUCAAGCGGCACUGCGACGCCCGCCCAGGGGGUGAACAUGGCAAACAGCAUUGCCAGCUUACGCCUCAAAGCCAAAGAGUUCAGCCUGCAUCAGAACCAGGUGCCUACUGUGAACUGACUGCACAUCCCCAGAACCGGGACAAAAUACCGACGUGCCUGCCCUAGGCGGGAGAGCAUCUUCCCAAUCACAAGAUGCCAGCUUGCUGCUCCUGUCCCAGUCUAAACCAAAACCCUAGUGACUCUCAACCAGUGCCAACCGCAUCACCAGCAUCCUCUUCUUCUCCUUGUCCCUUUGGAAAGCAGAGCCAGUCACAAUCCCCUUUGGAUAGUGGGGUGUAAUUGUAGCCACAGAAGGAGUGAACUUGGGAAGAAAGGUGCUUUCCCCACACGCUCUAGAAUAUCUAUAUACACACGUUUCAAGGAUGAACAGACUUGCCAAGGUAACAUGAAAAUGCUUCCGAGCAGGAAAGAAUAUUGGACAACAGGAACUGACAAUUUGGAUGUCUCAGCGGGACAGCCCGAGAGCAACUGAGUAUCCUCCUAUGCUAGGGACACUGGUCUUGGUUGGGAGGAUCAUUAGCUUGUCUUAUGUCAAUUAUAUAGGCCCCUUUUCUUCGGUUGUCACUCAAACCUGGCUGUUCUGCCGUUUGUAGCCGACUCACAUUAUACAGCAGCAUGUCCAAGGCUGACAGAUGUGCUCAUGUAUUUUUAUGUCACCAGCCUGCAAUGCUUGAGCAAGAAAGACUUUUGCAAGCAGAAUGGCCCAUCCCUGCUGUAUAUAUUCAUUACCCUCGCCCUGCAUUGCGCUGGGUACAUUUAGCAGUUGCCAGCUGCCCGUGCCAAUGUAAGAUCCAUGCUACCCACUUUUUAGUAACCAUUAACCAAAGGCAAAGAUGGCUUCAGUGACCAGCACUCACUCCAAGCUAAUGAGUUUCUCACCCAGCUGACGGGACUUUACAGCUUUCCAAAAGUUGCUGUUUGCUCUGCACUUUGUGGUUAAGUCAAUGCAUUCCCAAGCAAGUCUGAAGGGGCUGGGGUCAUUGAACUAUUCUGGGCGGAAAAAAAAUCCAUAGGCUUUAGCUGAGUGCCUUGCUGUCAAAGCUCUAUGCAAAUGGCCAAGGCAGGCUGCCUCCGUCGGAAACACUGCCUCUCUUAUGGAGCUGUAGCCUGAGGAUGUGGUUGAUGGCUUGGGCUUGUAAAUUAAAUGCCUCUUGCAGCAAGCGGUUGGCUUUCCCCAUCACCCCCUCCUCUUAGCAAGCUCGUCCCUGCAGAAUAGCCAAAGCCCAUCAGCAGGACUUUCAGUUACAAUGCAAGAUGUGAACAAGCAGAACCUCACCUGGGGGUCUCGGGGGUCCUGUGUUGAGCUUUGUGAGGCAGGGGUAUAAGGAAUGGGGCUACAGUAGGGGGCUGGACAGACAGCUUCCCUUACAUGUGCACAUUAUAAGAAAUAGCACGAGCAGUACUGGUUUCCCUUGGUACGGCUACUCCACUUAGCUCAAUCCUGCUCUCAUGGGUCUCCCAGCCAGGGAGGAGAAGUCCAGUCAGUUUCCAUGCUCCAGCCAAGCGCUGGCCUCUCUGCUGAGUCCAUCCACAAUACAGUGGCUGGUGUGAGGAGCUGGUUUUCUAACGUGGACAAAGUAUCCACUGGAAAAAUGAGAUGAGACGGCUCAUUUGUUUCACACAGGCCACCAAACAGGCAGCAGCUGAAAAAAAUCUUUUGGUCGCAACAGACGUGCGCCGAUUUGAGCCGAUGACUUAGAAGGGAAAGGUCUCACAGGUCAGCGCCCGUCCCCCAGCCCAUUCCGGCCCCACUC